UGAUACAGUACACUUAGCUCCCUUCUCAUCCCCUCCCCUACCCCUCCUUCCCUUUCUCUCUUUCUUUUUUGUUUUCUUCUCUUGUCUGUUAUCAUCUACUUCUCUGGAUGAAGGCUUGAGGCAGGGCUCUCCGCUAAUUCACAGGGACAAAAUUACUAACAACAGGGACACUAGGAGCAUAUUUUCUUCUGGAUAAUUUUGUACCAUCACAGAGAUAAUUUGGAAAGAAAGCACUAAGAUGGGUGAUAAUGUUAAAAUCUGCAUUCAGGAUCUGCCUUGUGAACUCUGUCAACGGACUGAUAACUGUCCUGAAAAAUAUGGGGAAAAAAGGACUUAUGAGGACUAUAAUCUUACUGUUCAUUAUUAUUGUGUGUUAAUGUCUAGUGGGAUUUGGCAGAGAGGUGAAGAUGAGGAAGGUUUUUAUGGGUUUUUACCUGAAGACAUCCUGAAAGAAGUUAACCGAGCUGCAAGGCUGAAAUGCAGUAUCUGUAAGAAAAAAGGUGCUUCAAUUGGUUGUGUGGCAUCCAGAUGCAAACGAAGCUAUCAUUUGCCCUGUGGUACUGAGAAAGGAUGCAUCUUCCAGUUCAGGGGUUCUUUCCCAUCAUAUUGUUGGAAACACCGUCCUACUCAAAAACGGCCAUCUACUGCUAAAGGAUCAUCACAAUGUACAAUAUGUUUGGAACUGGUUGAACAUGCCCCAUCAUACAAUAUUCUGACAAGUCCAUGCUGUAAAAAUGCUUGGUUUCAUAGAGAGUGCUUACAGUGUCAAGCUCUGAGUGCAGGAGUGUUUUUCUUUAGAUGCCCAGUAUGUAAUAAUACAGAGAAAUUUCAGAGUGAAAUGUUGAGAAUGGGCAUUCAUAUUCCAGAAAAAGAUGCCUCUUGGGAACUGGAGGAGAAUGCAUAUCAAGAUCUUCUUCAGUGCUAUCAACACUGUGAUGUAAAAAGGUGCCUCUGCCGACAUGGAAGAGAUUACAGUGAGCCUGAUAGUAAAUGGGAGAUAAAGCGCUGUCAGUACUGCGGCUCCAGUGGAACUCACUUUGCGUGUUCCUCACUGACGAGUUGGGAGAAAAAUUGGGAAUGCGCUGGAUGCAGAACCAUUCUUGCCGAAUCAAAUGGGAACAUUAAGAAAUGGAGAAAACGUUCUUUGAGUACGGCAGAAAAAACAGAUAUCGGAGAUGGUUUGCGAGAAGAUCCCUCACCCAAAUGGCCAAGACAGUCUCCUGGAUCCCAUCUUGGCUUCCUCAUCAGAUCCCCUAAGAUAUACCCCAAUGCCUUUACCCAUUGUUCACAACUGGAUCUUUCCUGUUCUGAUAACAGACUGAUAUCUUCACCCUCCUUGAUCAGUCCUUCAGUGAGGAAUCUAUCGCUAAGAAAAUCGCAACUCAGAGUGCAGAAAAGAGAAGUCUCGAAUAUUCUGAGAGAAUUAAGAUCACAAAUUAAUAUUAAGCCAACAAGAUUAAAUAUCAACAGACAAGACAUCUGGAAUAGCGCCUUAAAAGGAUUUCAAAAGCGCAGCUUCAAUCCUGCCAAUACUAUUGAAGUAAAUUACAUAAACAGCAGAAGUGAAAUAAAGAUGUACAGCUGCCUUUCAUCAAAGGAAGAUUUUUUCCAAUUAUUGACGCUUCACCUUCAGAAUUCAUCACUCUUUGAAGGCCGCUUUUCAAAGAAUUUAUCUUUUGAUUCUCAAGCUCUUCAAGAUAAUCUUUAUUAUGAAGCUGGAAAAAUGAUUGCAGUUUCUCUGGUUCAUGGAGGUCCAUCUCCUGGAUUCUUCUCCAAAACAUUGUUUUGUUGCCUUGUUUAUGGCCCAGAGAAUGUGAAACCAACUGUGGAGGAUGUUGCAGAUAUUGAUGUUUUGCUAACAAUAGAGAAGAUAAAAUCUGCAACAACUUUAAGCAGCUUAGAAUCAGCAGUAAGUGAUUGUUCUGAAUAUCUUGCCACUAUUGGAUGUUUGAAACCUAUAACAGCUCUAGGUGAUAAGGAUAUAUUGGUGGAUGAAAUAUUGAAUUACCAUGUCAUCAAGAGAACUCUCUUACCACUUGAAAGCUUUGAACAAGGUUUGAAAACACUUGGUGUUCUGGAAAAAAUGCAAAUGAAUCCUGAUGCGUUCUGUAGCAUAUUGUGUCACAAGCCAGAAAAACUUUCAGCAAAGUUUCUUGGCGAUCUCUUCACAAUUUACUGUUUACCAGGAGCAAACAAGGCCAGAAGUUUGGAUUUCUGGAUGGGUUACUUGCAGGAGACAGAAGGUGCUGAGUCAGGUGUGACGCUGGAGGACAUCUUACUGUUUGCAACUGGCACCUGCAGUAUUCCACCCAUCGGUUUUGAUCCUGAGCCUUCAGUUAAGUUUCUACAUAUAAGCUGCCCCAUUGGAAAGAGACACCUCAACUGCUUAGAGCUUCCAAUAACAAAAUCUUAUACGAAGUUUAAAAGAACUCUUGAUUCCUCCAUCAGAAGUGUAGUGGUCACUACAGUGGGCUCAAGAAAGUAAAUGAUAAAAGCACACAAGAAGCUUGCUAACAGCUGCUGGAUAACAGACACAUUCAUCCUCACAGGUUUACAGCAUGAUCAUGGGAAUGGCUUGAUUUCAGUCAUUUUGAAAUUUGUUUCAAAAUGGUGAACAAACAAAGCUUUUGAAAAAGUCUUGCGUUACUGUAUUUUUUUUGGUAACAAAUGGCCAUAAUCUCAUUCUUAGUCCAACAAUGUAACGUACUCCAGGAAGUUACUAGUUAGGCAUUCCGUCGAGUACUUCCAUUUCAUAUUAUUUGUAAUUAAUCAUGAACCAAAAUUUCUGGCAAAGAGAUUGAAGAAUGCUUUCCAAUGUGUUUACUAAAUCUAGGAAGACAUGUUUUUUUGAAGUCUGCCAUAGAUGUGGGUGAAAUGUCAGGAGAGAUUACUUCUGGAACAUGGCCAUACAGCCCGAAAAACAUACAACAACCCUGUUGACUUGGUGUUAUACACCAAUGGGAGUAGAUAAUAUUUCACAUACUGUACUAAAAUCGUUUCAGGUAUUCUAGCUAUUAAAACAAAAAAUAAGGAUACUCAGGAUGUUACCUCAUUUUGACUUUUGUCAAAUAUAUUUGGAAGAAUAAUAAAGCUUUAUAAUGCUUUAUAUAGAUGCAGAAAAAUGCCCCAGCUACUGUAGUUAUACUUCUGCUCAAAAACUAUCCCAAACCUUUUCUUCUGGAAAUACAAUGAAAGAGUUCAAAAAAUCUGCUCUACAGAGAAGUAUGAGUACCUGUUAAUCAAUGCAAUGUAAAGGUUCUAAUCUAAAAUUCAACAAUUGUGCAUAAGCUUUAGGUGUUAAUGUUGAAGAGCGCAUGAAAAAAGUUAGAAUUAUGAUUAUACCAAUUAGGUAUAUUCAAAAAUACAAUUCGAAAUGUGUAUUAGUACUUUAUCGAAAAGCUUGAUUUGGCUUCAUUUGUGAAAUUCCCCAACAGUUUUGAUUACACUGUAGAUAUAGUAAACCUAAUUGAAUAAUCAAACAUAAUUUAUAAAACACUUGGCAGUGACUUGGAUUCAAAAUACAAUGAUAUUGCUUUUGAUCAAAUUGCAUAUAAUUCAGAUAGGAUCAAAGUUUAUCAGAAAAAAAAUUAGGAAACAUAUUACAAGCAAUAUUUGUUUCUUUUAAAUUAGUUUUAUCAUGUGCUUCUAGAACAGAGCUUUUUAAACUGAGUCCUGACUCAAAUGGAGUCCCCCUAGCUCAAUGUUGAGGCCUACAAAAAUUUGGCAACAGUAAAAGGUUUCUGAAUGCCACCCAUUUACACAAAUCUGUUAGCAACAAUGUGCAGUGUUUAUAAUGGACUAUGCAGAAAAUACUUCAGCUGGACUUCACAAAAGAAAAACAAGCUUGUUUAGCAAGCCUUGUGAAUGCUGAUUUAUUAAAUGUUUGAUUUUCAUUCCUAUUUUAUAUACCUGGGGUCACAAAAAUUUCUCAGGUGGAAAGGGGUCAUGCAUAGAAAAGGUUUAAGAAGCUUGUUCUAGAAUGACAGAUACAGUCAAUAAAACAAGGUUUACAUUUUAAAAUACAGGGCACAAAAUUAAAAUGGGUUAGGGAAGGAAAGAGAAAAAGCACAAUACAAGUGACUUCACUAAAUAAAAAUAAAUAAAUAACUGAUCAUUUCAGCCACAGGGGAAGAAAGUUUUGGUGUUAGAAGGAACAAAUUUCCUUUGCCUGCUUAGAGGGGGGGGGGGUAUAGGAGGAAGGAACACACUUGACUCUCGGACGGUUUGAUGAGGCUAGAAGUAAGUAAAACUUUAUUCCUAUCCUGCCCUAUCUUCCCAUGGGGACUCAGGGAGGUUCACAACAUAAAAGGCAAACAUGCAGUGCCUAAUAACAAUAGACUAAAACCAUUCAAAAUAAACAAACAGCAUUUGACAAUAAAGCAGAUCACAUGAAACAAUAAUGGAAGGAGGUUUUCUCCACUUGCUUAAGUUGAGAUAACAGCCUGAGAUCUCAGGCAGGGCUGGAUUUCUGUUGUAUGAAAAAGAUAAACUCGGAUGCUUUUUGUUUUAAAUCUCUUUAAAAUGGUAUUGGAUUGACUAAAACUACUAACUUUAUGACUACUUCAGUUCUGUUGGAAUGCAAUCUCCAACUGGUUUGCCCAUUUAUGUCAGUCUUAAUUUGCAUCAGAAGUCCAGGAAUACAUCCCCAAUAUAAAUCAAGACACCCCAUACUAAUUCUUAAAACUAAAUAGUAGCUACUAUAAUUUCCAGUUGAAAUUAAAAUAUUUCAGAGAUAUAAGAAGCCCCGAGAAACUGGGCCUAAAGCCUUACAUUCAAAAUUAUAUUUAGCAAGAAAUACGUCAGGGUAAACAAAAUGUGCUUCCUCACCAUCAUAUCCUGAUACAAACCCAAAAUACAUUUAACACUAAUGGCAAAGUCUGCCCUCAAAACAUAUUGGGGAUGGGGAGGUUUGCCAGUUUAACUUAGUUUUAGUCCAAAGGAAACUUUUCUUAGAAAAUUGAAAGUGGCCUUGCCAGGCUUUUAUUAUUUUGAAAGAAUCCCUCUUCUGUCUUAAAACAGGCUCAAUGGUUUCUAAAAUUAAAUUAAAAACAAAACAAAACCCACUCCUCCAGAUUCUUUGGAUAUGAUUUUCCAUUGGAGGGGAGGAGCUAUCUUUCCUUGUAUAAUUGGAAGUGUUCUUACUGCUGAAGUAUAAAGAGCUGGUGUGUCAGAUGCAGAAACCCAGCUUUCAGCAUUCAGAAUUUUUCUGCUUCUUGAUUCCUGGCCAAUUUUACAAGCAUAAUACUCAUGCACCAGUUAAUUCCUCACUGGUUCUAAUAGAAAAGAAGUGCUAUUGCCAAGUUCUAAUUAACUAGGGAAUGCCUGGUGCUAUUUGUUUACUAUGGCAAGCAGGUUUUGUGUAACGGCUUAAUAAGACUGACAGAGGCACCAGAGUUUGUGGUUGCUUAUUCAAAAUUUCUUUUUGAUAAAUAUAUUCAUAAGACAUCCAAUAAUAGGAUAAAAACAUGCAGUUGGUUGGACUGAACCAUCUGGAUUUUAUUUUGAAAUGCUACUGAACAUCUCCGUCUUAAGACUUAUGUAUACAGGUUUGAGUAUAGGUUCUGACUGUGAUUACUGGAAUCUUUACUGGAUUGAGUAAUACUCUACUGAUUAUACAAAAGAAAAUGAUAGCUGCACAUAAAUCUGGCUUGCAGAUAUAAGUCUAGAUUGAAUGUGAUCUUUAUAGCAUUGCUCUCUGGGGCUCAUCACACCUGCAGCCUUCUCUGGUGUCAGAAAUGUGCUCCAGAGGGUUUCAAACCCUUUGAAGUAGGUUUAAGGCAUGUUGGAAGAAAUUGGAUUGUCUCCCUUCCACAUGCACUUUUCCCACAAGUACAAUGACACUAUGCCAUACAGCUCAUGUGUCUCAGUUCAGGGCAACAGUAUUUUUUAUGGGAGCUCAGGUACCUAAGGGGACUUCACUGUAUGUAUUCUUUUAUCAAACCAUUUAAAAGUUGACACAUUCAAUUAAAACAAUACGGACUGGACAAAAACAAAGCAGGUUAGGAAAACUUAAAUAUCUGGGUGGGAAAACUGAAAUUUUAGCAUUAUAUAACAGUAGUUUAGCGUUUUUCAUGUAUAGUCACAAGUUUGUAAAUAUUAUGUUUUGUGUUAAAACUUAUUUCCCAAAGCCUGUUGUAGCUAUUGUUUGUUCUUAUUGUAGCACUAUAAUACAGGAGAACUGUCAUAAGUAUAUAUCAAUACAGUGCAAUAACUUAAGAACUUACUUAGUUAACAGUAUUAAAUAUAUAUAUGCUUUCAAA
Molecule: messenger RNA, 6260 nt
Organism: Anolis carolinensis (green anole)
Lineage: Eukaryota; Metazoa; Chordata; Lepidosauria; Squamata; Anolidae
Gene: g2e3
Product: G2/M-phase specific E3 ubiquitin protein ligase
Exons: 16
Coding region: 239-2485 (748 amino acids)
Cellular component (GO): nucleus
Molecular function (GO): ubiquitin-protein transferase activity
Source: RefSeq, a predicted model, not a curated record